Messenger RNA from Hypanus sabinus (Atlantic stingray), 5746 nucleotides. It is a transcript of the gene rusc2, whose product is annotated as RUN and SH3 domain containing 2. The transcript has 12 exons. The coding region runs from base 436 to 5025 and encodes 1529 amino acids. NCBI's taxonomy places the organism in Eukaryota, Metazoa, Chordata, Chondrichthyes, Myliobatiformes, Dasyatidae. Gene Ontology annotation, molecular function: protein binding. The record is from RefSeq and is a predicted model, not a curated record. Gene Ontology annotation, cellular component: cytoplasmic vesicle.
GACGUGUGUUUUCCAGUCUCGGUUGCCAGUGGAAACGGAGCCUGGUUCAGGCGGCGGACGGUAGGGAAGAUGCGCGAAGACAUGGAGGACGCUGAAUGAGCCUUGGGCGACGGUUGACAAUUUGGCGAGCCGAGCCAGGAGCCAAGCAAUUGGCAGUUCAGGAUCCGUUGUAAGAGAUCGGCGGGCAGGUACGAGCGGGUUGAGACAGAAGGGCCCUCCGAGAGAUUUUUCUCGGUCUCUCUCUCCCUCUCUAACUCCCUGUUCCGACCCCUUCGGCUCCGGCUGACCAUCCUAUGGCCUCCAUGGACAAAACGGAGAACCUCAGUUGGGAGACACGGAUAACAGGUUUAUGAACUACGGUAUGUCACAGACUAUCAAUAUGUUCAUUGGAGAUGCUGUAUGUUUUGCUCAACUUGGUUGAUGACCUGAUACAUCAUGGAUAGCCCACCCAAACUGACUGGAGAAACUUUAAUUGUACAUCAUAUUCCCCUGGUUCAUUGUCAAGUCCCAGACAGACAAUGCUGCAACAUAGGCAAAAGAUCAAACCCCUUCUACCACAAUGAUCUGGGAAUCACAAGAACUACAUCACUGCCAGAGAGGGACCUGCUUCAGAAGGAAACAUUAUUGUACAGCAGCUUAAUUCAGGCCUCUUGCUUACCUCCUGGGACAACACAUGAAACUGAUGCAAGGCGACUGAUUUCAAAAGAAAUCUCUGCAAUCGAACAGCACAAUUCAUUAAAUUUGAAAAAUCAUGAGAACAAUGAUCAGGAGAGCUCCAAUAAUUGUUCUUUUCAUUCUCAGAAUAGCAACAUUAGUAACCCACCAUUUGUUCUGCAUGAACAGCCAUUUCAUCUUCAUUCUGCUGAGAACAGUACACAACAGUGGAGCCCGCCCAGUGGGCAAGGAAUUAUUGAAGAUCAAGAGGAACAAACUCAUGCAUGUGACGGCAAAAAGUCAGAUAACCCCAUCACAUCAAGAUCAGCAUCAGCUGACUUAAUACAACAACCUAUAUGCAACUGUACUAAUGAAAGCACAUCAACCUUAUUUUUUGAUUGUAAUGAAGGACUGGGCAGCAGCCCAGAUGAAAUGUUCAGGAAGCAAAAUAUACUGGAGAGCAGAACAUGCAGCUGCUCCAGUUUAGAUAUGCAACAAAGCAGAAGUUGUGUCUUCUCAGAUCAAUCUGAAGUAGAUAAUCAGCAUAUGACCUAUAAUAGUGAUUCCUCAUGCAACAGUUCAGAUGGUGUCCUGGUCAACUUUACAGCCAUCUACAAUAAAAUGAAAAGCCAGUCAAAGUCCAAUCUAAGUUCAGGUAACAUGUCCCAUGAUUCUUCAUACUGUUGUCACUCAGACAUGGGUGCAUUCUACUUGGACCUACAUUCUUCACCUAGUGAGCCAAAGAAUUCAUGUGAGACAAACAAUGGGGAUACUGCCAUGCAAAAUUGUCUGUGUCAGCAGUGUUCAGUUGCUGUAGAUGACAACUGCAAUUCUUACCAUCUACCAUGUGAAAAUGUGCCCUGUUCUUCUGAGAAUUCAGAUUCAACUGCUUGUUUUCAAAGUCAAGCAAGACUAGUUGUUGCCACACAAAAUUAUUAUAAGCUUGUGACUUGUGACCUAUCAUCGCAGUCUACACCAAGCCCAGUUGGAUCAUCGAUAACAAGCUGCUCAGAAGAUCACAUUAAAAGUACAAGCCCUAGUCACCCUACAGAAUAUUACCUCUUUCAGCAGCCAGAAGACACAAAGAAUAACACUGAUCAUUGCUGUUCUGAGAAACCAGCAGCAGAAUCUUCUGAAAACCUCAUAGAAGGUCAAGUGUACGUGAAUGUAGCUUCAAAUGCUUCUGGUAGGCAGAGAUCAAGGAGCUACGAUCGCAGUUUGGAUAAAAGUCCGACUGCCGGGUUGGGAUCCCUGGAACGCAUGUAUAGCUGCCCAGGCAAGCUGAGUGAUGGUCACACAGGUACAUCUCAGAGAUCACCACCAAGGCGAGUAACUUCAUUUGCUGAAAUUGCUCGAACCAGGAAAAAAAGUGGAAACUCGCCACCACUCAAAUCUAGUGGAGAAUCAAUAGAGUUCUCUCCAAUACUGGAAAAUCAGAAAGAAAAUAAUGUGUUUGCUUAUUCAGAAGACCAUUACCAUGGCAUGCCUGGCAGAACCACUGCAAGAAUGGAUUUAACAACAUCAUGUGAUGCACCCUUUAUUAAUCACUUCAACAAAAACAGUAAUUCAAAUGGGCAUGAGAGAGCUCACCUGGUAGAUUGUGGACCAUGUUACAAUGGAGAAGAAUCCAGGAAACCAAUUAAUAAACAACAGAUUGAGAGGGAGACAUCGUUUGACAGCAGAAUUAAAGUGGAAGGUGCUGGAACAGAAGACAAAGCAGUUAUUCGUUACAGUAAAGAGCAGCGUCCUACUACGUUGCCCAUUCAACCUUUUAUUCUUCACCAUCCACUGAGCAAACAACUUCCCAGGGUUCGGCCAGUGCAAAACCACAGUAAAUCUUCAGUUACGUAUAUGUACAGUAUUCAAAACAGUCAGCUGACAACAAAUGAUCAUUCAAGUGGAUCAUCUAGUUCUUCUGGUGGCAUGUUGUCGCUGGAAAAUGUAGCAACAAUAGGACAGUCACAGAAUGGAUUCAGCACAAAUGAGAAUGAGAAAGCAGGGAACUUGUUUCCCAUAAAUGAGUACUGCUUACGGAGACCCAUGCCAGAUGCAAUUAGGCCCUCACCGUUGGGUAGUUACUCACCUAUAAAAAAUGAUGUAUCCAUCUUGCAGAGUGGAGACUCGUCAUCUUCUGCAGUGUCAUCAGAAAGAAACUUUGGUAGCCACCCUCCAAGGAGUAGAUCCUGUCCAUUAUAUGCAAAUCUCCUUCCAAUACUAUCACCUCCAGCAAAAGUUGUUUCACCAAACAAAAGCCACCUUCCACAGGUCAGAGAUGAAAGGAGGAGUCCGAAGGAGACCCACAAUAAAGAGGACAAAAACUUUCAAACUGCACAGAGCUCCAUUUGUUCUUCCCAGAAAACAAUGUUACCAUCACCAGCUAUCAGAACGGUAGAUGGUAUCAAGAAUCAUAUGAACCAUCAAUGGGAUAACAGAAGCAGAGGUGGAAAAGCAGCACUACUUCAGCAUGUGGCAUCAGGUCUCACUGCUGGCCAAUCUGUGAAGCAGCUUCAGAACUAUUACAGUGAUUUCUUUCCUGAUUAUUUUUCGCUGGCUGAGAAGCCCCCUGCAGAGUUCUGUUUGUCACCUGAUGGAACCUCAGAAAGUAUCUCCAUAGAUAUACUACAGAAGAAAGGCCUUGUUAAAGCUGUGAAUACUGCUGUUGAUCUAAUUGUAGCACAUUUUGGAACAAGUAGAGAUCCUGGCGUAAAGGCUAAACUUGGGAACAGUUCAGUCAGUCCCAAUGUGGGCCAUUUGGUACUUAAAUAUCUGUGUCCAGCAAUAAGAAAUAUUCUUCAGGAUGGGCUGAAGGCAUAUAUUCUGGAUGUUAUCGUAGGACAAAGGAAAAACCUGCCAUGGACAGUCAUUGAAGCUUCCACACAGCUUGGUCCUUCUACCAAGGCUCUCAACAAUCUUUUUUGCAAGAUAAGCCAGUACUCUGAGUUAAUGAGUCACAGUACAAGGUUUAAUGCAUUCAUCUUUGGCCUUCUGAAUAUCAGAUCAUUGGAGUUUUGGUUUAAUCACUUGUAUAAUCAUGAAGAUAUUAUUGGAAUUCACUAUCUGUCCACAGGCUUCCUAGCCCUGUCACAUAGUGUUUGUCAGGCUCUGUUUGAGGAACUCCUGCUUUUGCUGCAGCCUCUUUCAUUACUGCCUUUCGAUCUAGAUUUGAUGUUUGAGCACCAUGUUAUUCAAAUGAACAAAGAGCAACAAAAGAAGAAAGAACAGCUCAAAGUGAAGCAAGAUCUCUUGCAAUCUGUGCACUCUACCUUCCAGCUGAUGAGAACCAAUGGUAGCAGUGAUGGUGCAAAUAAAAACUCUGGAUCUCAGCAGAACAGGGAGGAGAAGCCACAAAGGAUCACACAAAGUGUAGUUACAUUGAAUGGUACAAUGUCAAAAGAUGCAAUAUUAUUGGGUAAAGAUGAUAAAGAAGUGGAAAAAGUGGAGAGAAUGCAAAAGGAGAAAGUAAUGGACAUGAAAAAGGACAAGCAAGCAGGAUGGUGGUACCAACUCAUGCAGAGUUCACAGGUGUACAUUGAAGGAUCUUCUGAAGAAUCAAAGUUCGUGAAAUGGGAGAAGAGAAAGAAGCAUAGUAAUGGCGUUGUGCCAGUACAGUUAGAUAUGGAUGUGGAGAAGAGGUUGGUUCGAGAAGGUGUUGUAGAAGGAGCAGAGAAUAGGGCUAUAUCUGAGUUUCAAAAUUCGGAUAUUUGCCAUAUGGCGCCUGGUCUGGCCACAUCAAAUGAAGUGGCAUUAGCCACCAAGGAACUCCUAAAAAAGACUCAGCUUGAGGAGUCUAAGAUUGAAAACAAAUCUUGGAUGGGGAGUCCUCCUGAAUCGGUGCUACAUGAACUUAAACAUGGCAAAGUGAAUGAAAGUGUGGCUUCAUGUGAACAUGGUGAACAGCCAGAGAAAAAGCUAAAUGUUGAACACGCUGAAGGCAAGCAAGGAAUGUGGCUAGGACGACUCUUUGGUGCAAGUGUAAAUCAGUCUAGAAAGGAAGAAUCAAGGCUGGUGAAAUCACAGAAAAGCAGAUUACCUUCUGACUGGUUGGGACUUGAUAAAUCAGUAUACGAUCUAAUGGUACGGACUGUGGGAACUGGAAAAUGGAGAGGAUCCCAAUAUGUAGCAGAACAAAUCAAUCCACAGACUGGAGGUAGUCAGCCAGAAUAUCAAGAAUCAAAAGCCCAAUAUGAGCGAGAAGUGAAGGCCCUUUGCCAUCACAUAGCAACCGAGAAAGGACAACUCAGCUUUAAAAAAGGAGAUGUUCUGAGGGUGAUGUCAAAAGUGGAUGCAGACUGGCUGCUCUGUGGCCUUGGAGCUGAACGUGGAUUAGUACCCUUUACUUAUGUGACUCAUCCAGAAGGUGAAGAUUAUUAAUAUUAAUGCUCGAUGGACUGUGCAAUUUUAAUUGAGGUGGUUAUGGAAAAGGAGAUGAAUAAAUAAUUGUUAACCAGCAAGAUAAUAUCGAGCAAGAAAGCACUAAAUUGCCAAUAUUUCUUUGCUUAUUACUUUGUUCUUCAUUGACUGCACUUAGAACCUCAACCAAGUAGCCCAUCCAUACAUUGCUCAUCCACUAACUCUCAUUGGUGAGUAUAAAGCAUGCCUGCCACAUGAACAUUUGCUCUAAUUUCACAUGCCUUUAGUAGUAAGCAGCUUUGUAUUACCAGACUUCCAAAUAAGUGGGACAGAACUAGAAUUUGAAGUAUAUAUAUAUAAUAUAUGUAAUUCAUAUAUAUAAUAUAUAUGCUACAGUUUAUUAUUUAAUAAUCUUUAUUAAUUUCAUUUCAAAUGGUGUAAAUUGCAUGAAUUUGUGAGGUACAAAUAACAGGCAGUAUUUCCAUUUGUGAAAGAUAGUAUUGGUGCCUUGAUUGGAUCUUGUAGGGUGACUUAACUGCCUCCCCUGCACAGACAUUCUACAAGAAUGUGUCAUGUUGAGUUAAUAGAGGAAUCAAUUAAAAUAUAAUAAUUUGUAGUAAUAUAUACCUCUGCCUUGUAUAUAUGCAGUUAAUGAAGUUACACCAUAUUUGAUUUUAUCUGAAUAUUCUUUGAACAUGUAUGUAUUAUUUAUUUUGCACAUUAAUAAAAAGUGCUGAAAUGA